Messenger RNA from Xiphias gladius (swordfish), 7334 nucleotides. It is a transcript of the gene plekha6, whose product is annotated as pleckstrin homology domain containing, family A member 6. The record is from RefSeq and is a predicted model, not a curated record. The transcript has 25 exons. The coding region runs from base 159 to 3554 and encodes 1131 amino acids. Lineage: Eukaryota; Metazoa; Chordata; Actinopteri; Istiophoriformes; Xiphiidae.
CGAGUGUCAUUGGAAGGUUGCAGAUUCGAUCUGAACUGGUGGGAUAAGUCUCGGUCGGUCAUCAUGACCACAGUGGACCAGCUGGACAAGCACUGAGCCCGAUCCAGCUGGAAGAGCCUACACCAAUACACUCUUAUCUGCAGGGCUGUGAUUUGGAUAUGAAUGGGAAGGUGAACACUGCUGCUGAGAAGAUCACUCACUACAAAAGAGCCAAUAUGGUGUCAGACCUGUCUCCAGAAGCCCAGCCUUACACCCGGAUGUCUCGUACUCCCAGAAAGGCGGCUACAUUUGGGAAGCGCUCCAACUCUAUGCGCAGGAAUCCCAAAGCAGAGGUCACCAAACAGGGAUGGCUGUACAAGCAGGCCAGCAGUGGAGUGAAGCAGUGGAACAAGAGGUGGUUUGUCCUCACUGACAGAUGUCUCUUCUACUACAAAGAUGAGAAGGAGGACUCAGUGUUAGGGAGCUUGCCGCUGCUCAGUUUCCGGAUCGGAGGAGUGGAGCCUUCGGAUAACAUCACCCGCAGGUUUGCCUUUAAGGUGUGGCUGGAGGAGGAGGGUGAGGGUGGGGAGUUGAAGGGUUCAGUUGUGUUUUGCAUGCAGGCGGAGCACGCUGGGACCAGGACGUACUACUUCAGCACAGACAGCCAUGAGGAGCAGGAAGAGUGGAUCACAGCCAUGAGCGAGGCUGCAGAGUUCAACAUGCAGCCAACAAAGAGAACAAACUCGGACACCACAGCUGAUCCUAGCCACACUAUGGUGACCAAGGCACCUGACCCACAACAGCAUCCACACACACAAACACACAAUGAAACUGACGGUGACCUGCCCACCCACCCUAAAGUUAAUGGGGUCAACAGCCUUGAGACACUACCACCAUCUACUCCCCGCUCUGAUCAGGAGGGAAAAAAGAAUGACAGAGGGCGAGGAGAAGGUGGAGGAGAAAUUGAAGAUGAAAGGGAAGGAACCGGUCAUCAUCACGCCCCUCACCUAAAUCACCAUCCAAAUGGUUGGGGCAGCUACAGCCCUUCCAAUAUUAUGCCGCACAACAGCAAUAGCAAACACCCUCUGUCCAGGAGUCACAGUGGACAUCAUCCUGCUCAGGGAAACCCAGAGGGGGGUGUCGGCCCAUUGCACGACCCCAGGGAGCAGCAGGAGAAUGUAGUGCUGAGGAGGGGCUUUGUGCCCAGGACAGCUCCAGAGAGGGUAGCCCAGAGAAAGAGCUCCAUGGCCCAGCUGCAGCAGUGGGUCAACCAGCGGCGGGGCAUGGCCUCCCAAGAGGACAUCAACAGCCCAUCUCGUUAUUACCCAGUGAACCGAGUUGUCUCAGCUGACUACUAUGGCUACCCCGGUGGGCCCCGGUAUGUGGAGGAAUACCCCCUGUACGCACCAGGGGUCCGACCUGACAGCAUCUGCUCUGUAUCUGCUGUGGGGGGAUACGAUCGACGCUGGAAUGUCGAGGAGAAGCGUCACUCACUGAGGGACGGACCUCAUCAGCUGUAUGGAUCCCCGAUGCCCAGGGACCCAUGGGGGCCACAAUACUAUGGUGGAAUGGAAACAUCCAUGAGGCGCCUGUCCAUCCAGCCACGCUCCAGGUCUGUGCCCAGGUCACCAUCCUCAUCAUCGGGGGGGCCCUACUCACCGGUACCACCCAACUUUGCUUCGCCGGCUCGAUCACUAUCAGCCCGCUUUGAUCGUUUUCCAGGUAGGAUGAGGGACGACAUGAUCUACGCUGAUCCAUCGGUCUACAGCCUGAGGAGAUCUCUCAGCUCACCGAAGUAUGACUACCCUGGUGAUAGGAGGUCCUUAAGCCAAGGAUUAUACCACCAUAGCUACCCUGUAUCCCCUUCCAUCCACAAUAAAAUGGUGCCUCCUUUCCAUGAUGUCUACAGCAGAGAAUUACAUCCCACACUGAAACUCAAUGAGAUUGAAACCAGUAAACUCUUGGGUCGACUGUGUGAGCAGAGCCGAAUUUUGAAAGACCAUGAGGCUGUUGUCCACAGACUAAGAAUGGACAAGGACAGCCUAGAGGAGGCGCUGGUGGCAACUCAUCAGGAGAUGGAGCUGUACCAUAACCAGCCAUUGGCCAUGGAAAAGCUGCAGUUCAAAAAGGAAACCCUGCAGAACCAGCUCAUCAACAUCAGAGGGGAGCUCUCCCAGGCCUCUAGUGCUUUAACCACCACUCGUAUGGAGUUUGAAGCAUUAGAGGAUGAGGCCAACGCCAUCCAUGGAGAUCUGUGGGAGCAGCUUAAUGCAGGAGGGCAGAGUGAACUGGUUCGUAGGCACAUCCAGAAAGAGUUUUGGAGAGUCCAGGAUGUAUUAGAGGGACUGCACAAGAACAACUCAUCCAGAGGCACCGACACAGCCAAGCACAGAGUGGCCAGCGGUGCAUCAGGCUCCUUUAGCACCAAUAGUCCUGCCAGUCCCCUGAGCUCAGUAAGCCUCACCAGCCCACUCAGCCCCUUCUCCCCAGUGCCCGGCUCCCAGGCCUCCCCCACCAAACAGCUGGGCCCGGAGGAAAGUGUUCCCCCAAGGCCUCCCCUGCCCAAGGCCUAUUACCCUUUGGAGCCCUCCCCUACCUCCCCACCCUCCAUCCCCCCCCUGCCCUUUGACAGCACCGCCUGGCUACGCAGCUUGGGCAUCGAUGAUGGUCACCUUGAUAGUGAAGAUUCUCACAUCAGAAAGCCCAGGUUUGGAGAGCAGAACAAUAUAAUUGACAUGCAGGACCAGGUCCAGGACAGACAAUCCAGCAUGAAUAAAGUUGGAAUUGUUCCUCCAAGAACCAAAUCCCCCACAGACGAAUCAUACAGCAGCUCUGCUGGAGUUUCCCGGCAUAAUGGCAGAGUGCUUAAUGGAAUGUCUAGGGAGCGUCCAAAGAGCGCUGUGUUUCCUGCAGAGAUGAAGUUGAAGAUGAGUGUAGAGGAGCAGAAUGAGCGAAUCCGUCGCAACCAAAGCAGCUCUGUGAGGGACAAGAGGCGGAGUCUAAACCUCUCAGGUGGCCAGUCUCCAGCCAACUACAAAGUGGUGCGUAGGCGGCUGACAGCUCACGAGAUCGACAUUAAGGACCUGGAGACAGCGGUUCGAGGCCAGGGGCAGGAGUCGCCACGGGAAGAAAUCGCCCGCCUGAGGCGGUUACAGGUUGAACCAGAGCAAUACGACCUGGACGUCAGCAAAGAGCUGAUGACUCCUGACAAGGUACUGAUCCCAGAGCGAUACCUGGAUGUUGAGGAUAACACUCCUCUGAGCCCCGAGGAACAAAAGGAGAAGCAGAAGAAAUUGGAGCGAAUCAAGACCCUCAUUGCCAAAUCAAAUUUGCAGAACAUGGUUCCUCUGCUGGACGGCCCCGUAGAGGGUGGAGCGCCAGUCAGCUCCCAGCAGCAGCUGCAGGAGCAGGAGAAGCGUAUCGAGAUCUCCUGUGCUCUGGCUGCUGAGGCUUCUCGUCGCAGUCGCAUUCUCUCGGCCCAGUGCGCCCCCAGUCCCCACACCUCCCCGACCAGCCUGGCCCCUCCCCCUUCCUCUGCUGACUUCCCCAACUCUGCCCACAUCAUGAAGGUGUGAGUCUUACAAGCUCAAGCCCUGGCUGCUGUCAAGUUUGAUGGAGCAUCUUUCUGAGGAUUCACUGGACAACCUGAACAAUGAGGAUGGCCCAAGACAAAUGAAUUUUUUUUUUAGUUUUUUUUUUAGCACCUACAACAAAAUCCCGGAAAUCUGUCGAAGGAGGUAUCUAGGAGGCAAGAGCAAAUUUAAAACCCAAACGGAAGUUAUAAAGACUUGUAAGCUCAGUCCCCUAAGCUCCACCUCAUCCGACCCACGACAGCCUCUCACUGUGUGUGUCUGUCCAGUGGCACAAAGGAAGGCUGCAGAUUUAUUACCAGCUUCAAAUUGUAUAAUAUUUCUAUAUAAUUUAGCUCAGGACAUGUUCUAUAAAGUACAGAUUACUGAUGAACUACAUUGAUGAUGAGAUGUUUUACACUCAUAAUGACAAAAAGAACUAAGGUUUGCUGUUGAUCAGUUCUAAAGGGAGCGCUUCACACAAAAGGCCCAUGCUGAAGAUGAACAAGGAAAAGAGCUGCAGAAAUAAAGAGAUAAAGAGUUUGGGAUGAGGCCAGAGGAACAGCACUUGCGGUCGACUAGGAGACAAGAGUCUCACUAAAACCUACAAUGAGGCUAUGAACAUGCUUCUGGGCACUAAAAGCAAAAAGAGGAUGUUCAUUAUCAUCUAAUUUCUGUAUCAACCUUCAGAACCACCAGUGGCUUGUGUCUCAGUGACAGACUGAGGGUAUGUAUACUGACAUAUUCUGAGCGAAACAGGAGGCCUCUCUUCCGCUGUAAAAAUCUGAGGACUCUCUUUCUGAACUCACUGUGAUGACUGUUUCACCCAGACCUCCGUCCCCUACACUACUUCCAUCCUAUCAAGCUCGUCUACUUUCAAUUACACUCAUAUGCAACCUUUAGCAUUCCGUACGUUUGACUGGGUCAAACGUAAUGUCUCCUGGAUUAUCUUUCACUUAAGUGCAUCACCCAUCUUUCACACCAAGCAGGCAAGAGAACAGUGUGUGUUGCUAAACAGAGCCGAAGAUGAAGAGCAUUACGUAAACCGUGAGCCAUCACACAAAGCUGCUAACAAGGACACCUUGUCCUACUUCAGAACCCGAGCAUUGCAUAUACAAAACACAACAUUCAUUUUCUAAACGUGGAUCCUCAACCUCUCUCAUAUUUGCUGUCCUUCUUGAGAUUUUUUUGACUCAAGUUCUGGUAAAGUCAGAGAGUAAAGUCCCUGAUAUACUCCAAAAAGAAGAGUCCUGUACAUACUACAUUGGGUGUUUGAGUGUGCAGAUGUGGUGCAGUUGGCAUGCUUGUAGGCAGAUGGUAGUCUGUGUGGUCACAAAUUUUGGAUGGCAUACUGAGGGGAUUGUCUAAGACAUGUAAAGCUGAUGAAAUUUACACAGGUACCUUAGUGGCUACGUGGAAAGUGUAAUCUAGGUUAUACUCUAUUCUACAUUGAAACACAAAGCCUCAUAGCCUCCACCUGCUGUCGGUGCUGCAGUGGAAUUUUUCAGAGAGCUCAGCAUAUUUAGAGACCAAGAUUCUAUUCAGGUCAACUUCAGCCACUAAACCUGGAGGAAAAUCAAGGCAGUGUGCACAGCUAGGACUUGCUCUGGAAAUAAUAACCGUGCUCUGUGCUGUGUUGACUUCACUCUCUGGUGUGGAAGCCCAGUCAGAUUGUUCAAGAUGAAAUCCCUAACUUCCUUUCGUUGCAAUAAAGACAUAUUGUCUCACCUGCAUGGUGGAGUAUUGUAGACACAGUGGCAGGACUCACUGUCUGUAUGGUUCUGUUCAGUCUGAAGUGUUCAGCCCAGAGCUGUCACACAGGAAAUGAAAUGUUUUCCCUCACUGUUGUGGGUCAAACAUUCCAAUAAAGAGCCUAACACCAGCAGUGGACUAGCGGUGGAUUAUAUACUUCGCUAUGUAUAUCGUAUGUAUGCAUAUUUCACCUUUUACAAUAGUUGAUUCACAGAAACAGUAGGCAUUGACACAAUCUUCUGACCCAGAUGUCAAGAAGCAUCUAUCUGAGAGGACAACAACAACGCCUGAAAGGAGAGACAGAAAUUGCUCAAAGAUCAGGGUGAGUCUGAGUCCAGAAGCCUUUUUCCGGCUGAAUCCACUUUUUUUCAGCAUGUGCUCUUGGCAACAGUAUGCUUAAAGUGCAGUUAGGUUUUGGCAACGAGUACCCCUAAUCAUUAGACAAAGAUGGUGAUCAUCUGGUGGUUAGAGAAUGAAAAUGUUAGCACAGGCUACCAGGAAUGAGAUGAGACCCCUGACCUCCACACCCUUCCUGUACACGGCUCUUUGUGAACCCUCCAUUUCUCAACUGUUUUGACUGAGAAUAUUGGCAAGGAUUAUAAAGCUCUAAUCCAGAACAAUUGCAUAUGAAUGUAAUUUAUCUGAGACCAAGUUGCAUCCCGAAAUGUUACCAUGACCUCACCUGCAGCCACUGUUUGCAACUCCUGCUUUUGCAAUUAGCAUCAAAUUCAGUGGACUUCAUCAUAAUGCUCAAGAUAUUACCCCAAUGAUUGUCUAUACAUAUAUAGGUAAAGUAUGUUUGAUAUGCCUUUAUAGAUGGUAAACUGUAUGUUGGAAGUGAAAAUAGAAGUGACCUUAGAAAAGUAACUCUGAUAGGAAAACAAGUGUCAAGUGUUCAAGAGGAGUUAGUUAAUGAUGCAGUCAUUUGAGAGGAAUUAUACACUGGGAGAAAAAAAUGUCAUGUAACAUAUCCCAAUAACAUUUCAUCCAAUCAUGCAGUGCCAUAAGUCUGAAACUUGUCAGUGUGUUUUAUGUGUUGUGAUGAUUGGAUAUAUUAAGGAGAUGACUUACAAAGGAGUUUGAAUCUGGAGGAACCGCAAUGACUGAUGGUACCAAUGUUUGAAAAUUUCAAAAUCUACACAUAGUGGCUUUAAGUGGAACUCCAAAAUGGCCAAUAUUCAAUAAUGUAUUUGGAAAUAAAUGUAGUAUUUAAUCAUGAAUGAAUUAAAUAAUACGUUUGUUUCACAAUUUAAUUUUAAAUACAUCAAAAUGUGAAAUAACUGAAAAAAAAAAAAUCAAAACACAGCUCAUGUUACUUACUUCAUAGUAACACUGUUCUUUAAUGGAAUUCAUUUUUAUUUCAUAUUAGUCCAUUUUUCACCACCACACCCAAACUUUCUUUUACAAAAGUCUGUUUCUGUUCAUUUGACAAUGGCACCUUAAUUUUAUGUCAUACUGUAUGUCUGUAUUUUAAGCCACUGAUUAAACAGAAUAAGUAUGUGGCUGCAUGGGUGGGGAGCUGUAACUGCUAUCUGCUGAUAUUUCAUUAGUGUCUGUUGCACAUAAAAAGGUCCUCAGAUGUAACAAAUCCUACAAAGUCAUGCUGCUCUGUUUUAUAAAAAAGCCACUGUUCCAAAGUAAUACGUCGUUCUCAGAGGAUAAAAACACACAGUCUUGGGGGAUUUUUCUAGUUUCGCCCAUGGCUCUUCAAUGCAACUUCCUCCUGAUUUGAACUCUGUGACCACACACACACAGACACACACACACACACACACACACACACACACACACACACACACACACACACACACACACACACACUUGUCUUACGUCAGGUGUGAGGACACUCAUUGACAUAAUGCAAUCUCCGUACCCUAACCUUAACCCAAACGUGAUUCUAAGCUGAACACUAAAACCAGGGAUUAAACCUCAAACAGUCCUUUGAAGUUUUGAGGACUGUAUAAAAUGUCCUCCCUCCGUAAGGUCUAUAACUCACCCACACACACACACACACACACACACACACACACACAC